AUGAUCGUGACAGGGGACAAUGGUCUGGGACACGAAAGUGCUGGGGUGGUACUGGACAUGGGAGAUUCCGUGACACGUUUCAAACCUGGCGAUCGAGUCGCCAUGGAGUGUGGCAUUCCGUGUUCGAAGCCGACCUGCGAUUUCUGCCGCACCGGAAGGUACAACGCCUGCCCCGAGGUGGUUUUCUUCUCUACGCCCCCGUAUCACGGCACCCUACGACGAUACCAUGCCCAUCCGGAUUCUUGGCUGCACCGGCUUCCGAACCAUGUUUCAUUUGAGGAAGGGUCCCUGGGUGGAGCCCCUCUCUGUUGCGCUGGCCGGUAUUGA
Messenger RNA from Penicillium egyptiacum, 327 nucleotides. NCBI's taxonomy places the organism in Eukaryota, Fungi, Ascomycota, Eurotiomycetes, Eurotiales, Aspergillaceae. The record is from the annotation of a GenBank genome assembly.